AUGGGGUGUGCACAAUCAAAAAUAGACAAUGAAGAAUCAGUUUCAAGAUGCAAAGAAAGAAGGAAUCUGAUGAAAGAGGCUGUUUCUGUGAGAAAUGCAUUUGCUUCGGCUCAGUCGGGCUACGCCGUAUCCCUCAAAAACACCGGCGCCGCUUUGAGCGAUUACGGUGCCGGAGAGGUACCUCCGCCGCCACCAGCCAUGGCUGUGGGCCCCGGAGAACCAUCUGUUGCGGAGCGACCCCCUCCACCGCCGCCGCAUUCUAUGGUGGAGUCCAGUCUGCCUCCUCCUCCGCCUCCACUCCCGAGAUUUUCCCCCCUCCCCCCCAUCCAGCGUUCUAUGACCAUGCCUGCGGUGCUAUCUCACUCGGAGAAUAUGAAGAGAAAAAUGAAGGGUAUUGCUAUUGACGAGAGUGAUGAAGAAGAAGAGGAGGAAGAAGAGAAAGGAGGGCUUAAUAGGAAGAAAAAAGGGGUUGAGGAGGUGGGCCCUGAAACCCCGAUAAGAACCCCUAAUCCACCCCCGCCACCGGGCGUGGCGUGGGAUUAUUUUUUCAUGGGGAACAAUAUUCCUGGGCAGUCGUUGGACGAGGUAGAGGAAGAAGAGGACGAUGAGCAUUAUAUGGAAGGACAAGGCCAUGAAAAUGGGAAUUUCAACAAUGUAGGUGACAAUAACAUGGAGUUCAAGACGCCAGAGAAAAAUGUAGGAUUCCCGGGGGCAGAGGAGUUCAAAACGCCUGGGGAGACGCCGGUGACUGAGGAGAAGGAGAAGCAAUUCGUGCAUUCGAACACAGCACCACCUGGGAUGAGUGGAGGAGGGAUUGGUGGUGGUGGGAACAUGGUUGGACAGAGUAGUAGUAACGUGGAUUUGUCAAAGAUUUUGGGUGAGAUUGAUGAUCAUUUUCUUAAGGCUUCCCAAAGUGCACAAGAGGUGUCGAAGAUGCUGGAGGCAACCCGGUUGCAUUACCAUUCAAAUUUUGCGGAUAAUCGAGGACACAUUGACCAUGCAGCGAGGGUCAUGCAAGUUAUUACAUGGAACAAGUCUUUCAAAGGUGCACCAAAUGGUGAUGGCACAAAGGAUAACUUGGAUGCAGAUGAUUAUGAGACGCAUGCCACUGUUUUGGAUAAGUUGCUAGCAUGGGAGAAAAAGCUAUAUGAAGAAGUGAAGGCCGGUGAGCUUAUGAAACUUGAGUAUCAGAGGAAAGUUUCGGCGUUGAACAAGCUGAAAAAACGCAAUGCUAGUCCUGAGCAGUUGGAGAAAGCAAAAGCUGCUGUUAGUCAUUUACAUACACGGUAUAUAGUUGACUGGCAAUCUUUGGAUUCAACUGUAAUAGAAGUGAAUGAUAUACGUGACAAGCAGUUGUAUCCAAAACUUGUUGCUCUUGUUCACGGUGAGGCUUUGGGUGUUGCUGUCGUCAAAAGAAAUGAUGAAGAAGAUAAUGAAGAAAAUUGGGGGAGACGAGAAUUUAGCGCCUGGAGUGAAAGAGAAACUCAAGAAUGUGCGCCUGAUAGCAAGGUCGUCAUGGGCCGGGCUCAUCGUGGGCUUUACGCAGGCCGCCACAUUCAGUUCGGCAACAGCGUCAGUGAAGACGGCGGCAACAAGACGAGGAGGAAUUGGAAGCCUAAUGUGCAGGAGAAACGACUCUUCAGCUACAUUCUUGAUCGCCACGUUCGUGUUAAGGCAACCACCCAUGCUUUCCAGUGCAUAGAUAAGGCAGGUGGGAUUGACGAGUACUUGCUGAAAACUCCGUACUACAAGAUGGACACUGAGAUGGGCCUCUUCUGGAAAGCAAAAAUUGAGAAGAUGUAUGAAAAACUUGGAGAGAUGGAAGUAGUUUUCUUCACACCUGAAGAUGAGGAUCGUUUAGAAGAGCAAUUUAGAGAAAUCAAAUUAGCUGAGCGAGCAGCAUGUAGGGAUGCCCGGAGAAAAAUGUAUGGUUGGUCCGGUAGAAAAGACGGUGUAGCAGAUGCUGAAGGAGCACAUGAAGAAACUUCUGGCAGCGAAGAAGGAAGCCUGCGUGCUGACAUUCAUGAGCAGAUGGUCGCUAAUGCUUGA
Messenger RNA from Fraxinus pennsylvanica, 2049 nucleotides. NCBI's taxonomy places the organism in Eukaryota, Viridiplantae, Streptophyta, Magnoliopsida, Lamiales, Oleaceae. The record is from the annotation of a GenBank genome assembly.